Messenger RNA from Scutellospora calospora, 1973 nucleotides. The record is from the annotation of a GenBank genome assembly. Lineage: Eukaryota; Fungi; Glomeromycota; Glomeromycetes; Diversisporales; Gigasporaceae.
AUCGUAAUAAACAACGAAAAAAAAGACAACUUGCUCAGAAUAUUAAAGAUACAAUAGAAGUAAAAAAAGAUUUUGUCAACGUUUUCUCGGAUGAAUUAAACCUUCACGUUUUCAAAUAUUUAUCAGCAGCAGAAAUAAGCAUUUGUUCUCAAGUUUCACGAAAAUGGUGGAGACUUGCUAACGAUCGGCAGUUGUGGAAAAGUCUUUUUUUAUCAAGAUUUAAAGCUCCAAAUCGCCCUAAUCUCACGUAUCGCUUGGAAACUCUUCAAUUGACACAAACGCAGUUGACUAAUCCACCUAAACUAUCAAUAAUUGCUAGUAACGAAUGCCCGAGUGAAAAUGAUCUUUCGGAUAACGAAGAUUGGAAAAGUAUAUAUCGAGUUAAUCACAAUUGGCAAACCGGAAAUUGUCGUGUUAUCGAUUUUAAACCUUAUGAUAAUUUAAUCCAAGAUCGUGCUCCUAAAUCUUAUUCACAUUUAACUGGAUAUAAUAAAACCCAAGUGUUUUCAUUAAGUACAAAUUCCAAUCCACUCGUUCAAUUUACAAAACAUAUUAUCUUGACUGCUUCAUCUUCAAAUUCUGAUAUAAAUAAUACACCAGAAGUUCAUCUAUGGCGAGCUGGAGAACAUAAUGAAUAUAUAGAUACUCUGAAAAGUACAGUUUUAUCUCGUUUUAUCAUAAAUCACGAAUGUAAAAAUCCUAUCUAUAUAACAUGUCUAAAACUUGAUAGCAACGAACGAAAUGUUCAUUUAGGCAUAUGUAAACUUGCUGUUGGAUAUUCAAAUGGAGGGUUUACCAUUUGGGAGUUUGAUACAUUAGAAAAAGAAGAAAAGAAAAAACCUGAAAAUAAUCGAAAGCAUCAAGAAUUAUAUACGGUUCCAACGAUGUCACAUAAUACAAGCCCUUUAAUUGCGUGCUCUUUACAUUCGCCAAUUUUAAUCACUUGUGAUAAAGAUUUCGUGCUUUCAAUUUAUUACAUUGAAUUCAAGCCAAAAGGUAAAGAGAAAUCAGGUUCAUCUAAAGAUAGUAAAAACUUUUUGAAGUGUGAAAAUCAAGUUGAAUGUCAUCUCAUUCAUCAAUUGAAGAGUUUUGUUUGUUGGGCACCUAUUGAGAUAUCUGUUAAGUGUGCCCAAGAGAAGCUUGAACAGUUUACAACGAAUUAUGAUGUUGAGCGGAACAUUUGGAUAGCUACGAUUGUUUAUUCUUCUCCAAUAUACGGAGGAGGUUGGACCGCAGGGAUUCAAGAGAUCAGGUUUUCAACUAUUGCACUACUAUCGACCAAACAUUGUUCACAUUUACCAUCUUCAUCAACUCUACCACCAUUUAUUUCUAUAUUUUCAAAUCAUAAAUAUAAAGAAGGACAUACACAUAUUUCCAUUUCUCCUAUAACAACCAUUACAUACAACUCUGGGCAAUUAGUUACGGCUCAUGCUGAUAACACAUUACAAGUGUAUGGUGUGGUUGAUAAUGGAAAGACUUUGGAAUGCAAACAUAUUCAAACAUUGUACGGGCAUACUGGAAGCGUUAUGUCUGUCGCUAUGGACGAACAUGGUAAAUUAAUUACUGGUGCUAUGGAUCAAACCAUCAAAAUAUGGGAUUUAGGGUCUCAAUAUAAUCAAAACGAUGAUUUUUCGUCUGUUGGAUUAAUUGCACGAAGAAAAAAACAUGGUGAAUGUAUUGUUACGUUGAAUGAUUCUUUAAAUCAAUUUAAUAACUCGAGGUACAAUAUUCUUCAAGGCAAAAUAAAAAAUUGGGGUAUUAAAUGGGUUGGUUUUGACGAAGGCCGAAUUGUGAGUGUCUGUAAUGGUGAGACGUUUGAUGAUCAAGAGAAUAAAAUUGAAAAAUUUCCAAAAUCAUUAUCAUCGUCAUCUGAACGGUCAGAACCGUCCUGUUCUAAGAAUAAAAUAACAGGAUCUAAUUAUGAUAUAGUAGAAGAAGUGGGAAUUAUCAAAGUUUGGUCAUUUUGUGAAUAA